Pseudozyma flocculosa PF-1 is the source of this 2259-nucleotide messenger RNA. RefSeq lists its product as uncharacterized. The transcript has a single exon. Gene Ontology annotation, biological process: peptidyl-serine phosphorylation. Gene Ontology annotation, molecular function: ATP binding; cAMP-dependent protein kinase activity. The record is from RefSeq and is a predicted model, not a curated record. Bases 1 to 2259 code for a protein of 752 amino acids. Gene Ontology annotation, cellular component: cAMP-dependent protein kinase complex; nucleus. NCBI's taxonomy places the organism in Eukaryota, Fungi, Basidiomycota, Ustilaginomycetes, Ustilaginales, Ustilaginaceae.
AUGACGAAGCGAUACCGGGGAGAUGCCGACGGCACCGCUUCGGAACAGGCCCGGAAAGCCAGAUGCACUGGCAGCAUGGUCGACUCAGCUGAUGGCGCUGGCCACGCCUCAUCCUCAGACUCUGCCGCCCCCCAUCGUCAGCUUCCUGCCGUCGCCGACUCUCCUGCACUGCACCAGUCGCAGGACGACGUCGACUUCCCCGGCUUCGACGCCGCCAUCGCCCUCGGCCUCGACGUUGACGAUCCCUUCAUUUGCGACCCGGUCGCCUCGGGCUCGCGGCCAGCGGCGCUCCCACGCACCAUGGACGAACGCUUUGUCCCCGGUCUCCAGACCUUUGUCGGAGGUCUGGAAAUGUCGCGCCCUCUGCACGAGCGAACGGCCGCAGCGAUGCCCGGCCCGUCUUCGGCCCACUUCGACGGCGUCUCAAUCGAACCCCCUCCCUUGCACAUGAGCCGCCGAUCAGUCUCCAGCCAGCGUUCGUCCUCACCUCCGCGGCCCUCGCUCGACGGUACCGUACGCAUCGUGCCCAACGAAGGGCUGGCAGCACCUCCAACUGCACCUCUGGUGCCCGGCGUAUCGCCCGGCUGGCACGUCGAAUCCCAUGGCCGGCAGGCCAUGGAGCUCCACGAAGGCGUUCGCUACCGGGACGACGAAGGCUGGACACCACUCGACGCCUUUCCCGCCCGCACUCAGCAGGGUCGCUCGGCCGCCAACGGUGCCCGGCUGCAACGUCGCAAAGUGCGUGCGCCAGACGCACAACUGCUCGAGUCGCCCUACAGGCCGGCGACGGAUACGAUGAGCAUCUCCACUACGUCGCAACUGUCGCCACCGCGGAAGCCCAGCUCCAAUGAGAUCUUCUCAGAAGCCUCCGGCUCGCGGCCUCGGCCGUCGCUUCGAGGCUCCUUUCAGAAGAGCUCGGUGUCUUUACCGCCCAUCUCGACCAUCCGCCUUGCGCCCAUGGAAGGCGACGAUCUGAGGGAGCUCAGCCCCAUCGACAAUCUCUCCACACUCCAACCUCCUUCGUCCAAGGCGCACGAAUUUCGCCCGCGACCUGUGCAGCUCGGCGCCAAUGAGGGGCCCACGCAAGCUGCACCUGCGCCGCAUGUCCGGUUUCAAAACGGCGUGCCGACGACAUCCGCGCGGUCACCUCUCGUAUCCGAGCCCGUUGCUCAUGGGCGGAAAGCGCUGCGGCAGCCUGCUGCGGACAGCCUCACGGCCAACGCCACAACGGCAUACAGAUUGCAGGACUUUGAGGUUCUCGAGACCCUCGGCACAGGUACCUUUGGCCGCGUGCUGCUGGUGCGGCUCAAGAGCAAGGAGACGACGGACCCUUCGGCCUACUUUGCGCUCAAGGUGCUCUCCAAGUCCGAGGUGGUCCGGCUCAAGCAGGUCGAGCACACCAACUCGGAGCGCGCCAUCCUCCACAAGGUCCGGCACCCUUUCCUCGUCAACCUGAUCACCACGUUCCAAGACUCGAAAAACUGCUACAUGCUGAUGGACUACGUGAUCGGCGGCGAGGUCUUCUCGUACCUGCGGCGGGCCGGCCGCUUCUCGGUCGACGUCACGCGCUUCUACAUCUCGACAAUCGUGCUGGCCAUCGAGUACCUGCACGACCGCAAUAUCAUCUACCGCGACCUCAAGCCCGAGAACUUGUUGCUCGACGACCAGGGCUACACCAAGAUCACUGAUUUCGGGUUCGCAAAGGAGGUCGAGGACCGCACGUGGACGCUUUGCGGAACGCCAGAGUACCUCGCCCCAGAGAUCAUCCAGUCCAAGGGACACGGCAAAGCGGUCGAUUGGUGGGCCCUGGGCAUCCUGCUCUUCGAGAUGCUGGCGGGCUACCCGCCAUUCUACGACAACCAGCCGUUUGGCGUCUACGAAAAGAUCCUGCAGGGCAACAUCGUCUUCCCGGCGCACAUCGACGAGGUGUCGCGCGACCUGAUCCGGUCCCUACUCACGGCCGACCGGACGCGGAGGCUGGGAAACCUGCGCGGCGGCGCUCAGGAUGUCAAGAACCACUUUUGGUUCCACGGCGUCGACUGGGACCAGCUCGCCGCGCGCAACAUCCGCCCGCCCAUUGUGCCCUUCAACACCCAGGCCGGCGACACGUCCAAUUUUUCAAAGUACGAGCGCGUCAGGCUCAGCAGCCUCCCCGGUUUCGCCGUCGACGCGGCAGCAUCGUCGUCGUCAUCGUCCUUGGAUGGGCCGGCGCGGCAGGAAGAGGUGGAUCCGCAUGCCCAUCUCUUCACCGCAUUCUGA